This is a messenger RNA of Priapulus caudatus, 500 nucleotides long. RefSeq names its product serine/threonine-protein phosphatase 2A 56 kDa regulatory subunit delta isoform-like. The transcript is spliced from 4 exons. NCBI's taxonomy places the organism in Eukaryota, Metazoa, Priapulida, Priapulimorpha, Priapulimorphida, Priapulidae. The annotation marks the transcript as partial. The record is from RefSeq and is a predicted model, not a curated record.
CACAAACGACAAUGACACGUGCACAAAAAUGUCCAAUUAUGCUGUACGUCAGUAGGAGUGUCGUGGAAGACCUGUGAAGAGGUCAAUAGCAACAGAAUAUAGUCUUAGACAUGCCAAAUAAACCUAAAAAGGAAAAGGCCAAUUCGAAAGGCCCUACUAUAAACACCAAGCCUAAUGGAAAGGAAAAUACUGAAAAUGUGGAAGAGGCAAACAAGACCAACGGCAAGGUGAUCGCGCCGCCGAACCAGACGCCCGCUGCGACGCAGGCGGCGAAGGUCAAGUACCCGGCGCCGGCGCCCGUCGUGAAGAAGGACAGGCGGCCGAGCAUGUCGCGCUUCAGCAUCAGCAAGAACCGCGAGCUGCAGAAGCUGCCCCUCCUCAAAGGUAUGAGCCGUCCCUCACGCGCCCGCUUACAGUGUGUCAGCUACAUUAAGGGUGAGGUACAGCGCGCCACGUACGCCGGUGGCAAGGCACAGCACAUCACCAAGAUCAACGGCGAG